AUGACCACCAAAUACUUGGGAGAGUACGGCGCCACCGUCGUGCGCGUUGAGUCGGCCAAGCGUCCCGGCACCCUGCGGUCCGCCGCGCCCUUUCGCGACGGUAUCGUUGGCAUAAAUCGCAGCGGCUACUUCGCCAGCUACAACGCCAACAAGAUGGGCAUCACCGUUGACAUGCGCCAUGCGCGGGCCCGUGAACUGAUGCUGCGCCUCGUUUGCUGGGCCAACAUCGUCACCGAGAACUUUACUCCUGGCACCAUGGAAGGCUGGGGCCUGGGAUUCAAGGAACUGAGCGAAAUCAAUCCUGCCCUCGUAAUGUUCAGUGCGUCCAUGAUGGGACGCGGCGGGCCAAUGGAGCGGCAGCCUGGCUUCGGUCCUGUCCUUUCCUCCCUCGUCGGUUUGACCAACGUCACCGGCUGGCCCGAUCGCACACCGGUCAACCCCUACGGCGCCUAUACCGACUUCAUUGUCCCCAAGUUCGCCGUCGCCGCCAUAUUUAGCUGCUCUCGACCGCAGCCGACGCACCGGUGA
This is a messenger RNA of Geodia barretti, 528 nucleotides long. The record is from the annotation of a GenBank genome assembly. NCBI's taxonomy places the organism in Eukaryota, Metazoa, Porifera, Demospongiae, Tetractinellida, Geodiidae.